AUGCCGCAUUAUAUCCGAUUUCUCAAGCCCCCCAAAAUAGUGGUGUCUUCCAAAGGCGAGUGCUUCAUUGAGACAUUGGUCACUAUCACGACAGACCUGGGGGACUCGUUCCUUGCAGAAGACGCUAAACUUAUCUCCAUUUUGCAGUUUACCAACAUCUGCGGCGGCAUACCAACUCCAUUCGAGAAGACAUUCUACUGGAAAGCCGGGAAUCGAGAAUUGAAGAUUGUUUUGGGUCCGUGCCAGCUUCUCGUUGCGAAUCAGGCUGCUAGACUGAGUGUCAGGGAUGCCAGUGGUGGUCUUGUUGACCGUUUGGAGCCGUCCAAAGCUCCAAGCAUUGUUACCGCCUGGAGUGCUGAGUUUGGAAUGAAUGGUGCUCUACAUGCUGAUCGGCUAGUUGAGAGGCGGUUCAAACUGGAAAUUGGACCUCAGUUAAGGACGUGGGAAGAGACUAAGAAUAGCAUUGCGCGACAUAUUUGGGACGCCGCACUGGGCUGUGUGAUGGAAAUUCAGAAUGCAUACAUGCGCCUGGUAGGAUCAAUUCCACAACUUCAAAAGCUAUUCUAUGAGCGAAAAAACAGGGAACUUCGCGUUAUCGAAUUAGGCACUGGCUGCGGGAUUGUCGGAAUUUCAAUAGCCCAGAUAGUACCCCACAGCUUUGUACUGCUAACCGACCUCGAAGAGGUCCAGGGUAUCGUGGGACGCAAUUUGGAAUGUGCUACUUUUGCGAGUUUUUCGGCUGCGCGAUUUCAGGUGCUUGACUGGGAUCAACGUGUACCUGAUGACAUCGCCAAACACACUUAUGACCUGAUUCUUGUGUCGGAUUGCACGUACAAUGCGGACAGUCUUCCAGCCCUGGUUCGCAUGCUUACAACUCUGGUACAAAUAUCACGUACCGCGAUAGUGCUGGUGUCGAUGAAAAAACGACAUGACAGUGAAGAUUUGUUCUUUGACCUAAUGAAAACCGCGGGCUUUGAAAUCAACAACCGCACUGUUAUCCCGCUGCCUAGCCUAGGUUCAGAAAAUGAGUCGGUCGAUAUCGAGCUCUAUGCGUUCUGUAAAGAUUCCCCGGUCGAUAGUUGA
Molecule: messenger RNA, 1083 nt
Organism: Paracoccidioides brasiliensis Pb18
Exons: 2
Coding region: 1-1083 (360 amino acids)
Source: RefSeq, a predicted model, not a curated record